AUGAGCGCCUGCCAAGAAAUUAUAUCGUCAACUGCUAAGUUGGUGGAUGCUUCUAAAUACAAUCUGCGAUGUAAUCGCAAUGUCAGUGAGAAAAUGACAAAGAAGGACUUCAUUUACGAUAUCCGUACGCCUGCACAGACCAUGAGAAAGUUCGAAAUACAGAAACAACCUAUCAUUCUACCGAUACAACUACGACGAAAACAGACUACUACUUCAAAAAUGCCACAAUACACAGUAAUUUCCGAAAAACUGGACCGUGGUGGAAGUGGUGAUGCGACUGUUAUAAAUGAUCGACGUACUUUAGAAUACAAAUGUAAUUUUUGUCACGAGCCAAUCGCUACUUUAUUUUCUCUAUCCACUCAUGUUAAAUUUCAUUGUCAAAGAUAUUGCAAGAUAUGUUACUGGAUUCUAUGUGAUAACGAAUCAAUGGAGCAACAUAUCGACAAUUAUCAUCGAAUUGAACCGGAAAUUAUAUAUAUAUAA
This is a messenger RNA of Cataglyphis hispanica, 483 nucleotides long. RefSeq lists its product as uncharacterized. Lineage: Eukaryota; Metazoa; Arthropoda; Insecta; Hymenoptera; Formicidae. The record is from RefSeq and is a predicted model, not a curated record. The transcript has 3 exons. Bases 1 to 483 code for a protein of 160 amino acids.